GGUCAAUAACAAAACAAACCUUGAUAUGUUGGCCACACAGUUUAAAACUACUAUUCGGGCAUUCAGUAGUUCUGCUAGGCUGCACAAAUCAUUAUCAAAAUGGUACCAGGGCUUGUGGCAAACGAGAAAAAACGAACCCCCCUUCGACCACAUCGUGCAACUGGGUGAUCCAGCUUUGCGGCAGGUAGCGAACUUGAUUCCGGAGAGGGAACUAAAGUCUCCGGAAGUGCAAUAUCUGGUGAAGCACCUCACUUCGGUGAUGCGAGCGUACAAAUGCGUCGGUCUAGCCGCACCACAGCUGGGUCUGCCGUUGCGUGCCUUCGUGAUGGAAUUUAAGGACGACCUUCGCGACCAGUACACCAAAGCCGACUAUAAGCUGCGAGAGAUGGAACCACUUCCGCUAACGGUAUUUUUAAAUCCAGAAAUAAAAGUACUCAACUACGACAAGCUCAUACACACGGAGGCGUGCGAAAGCGUACGAGGGUAUCGGGCGGACGUCGCGCGGUACCGGGAAGUGCUGGUUAAAGGGUACGAUCGUCACGGAGAGCGGCAAGAGUUGAAGCUGCAUGGAUGGAAUGCUCGUAUUGCUCAGCAUGAGAUGGACCAUCUGAACGGAAUCGUUUACACCGAUAUCAUGAACCGGAAGAGCUUUACCUGCACAUGCUGGGAAGCGGUCAAUGCAAAACAAGGCCGCGUGAAUUUGUCGUUCGCGAAGAAAUAGCUGAAACAUUUAAGUAGUAUGGAAAUAAUAUA
Anopheles coustani is the source of this 753-nucleotide messenger RNA. Its product is annotated as peptide deformylase, mitochondrial-like. The coding region runs from base 26 to 721 and encodes 231 amino acids. The record is from RefSeq and is a predicted model, not a curated record. Lineage: Eukaryota; Metazoa; Arthropoda; Insecta; Diptera; Culicidae. Gene Ontology annotation, biological process: N-terminal protein amino acid modification; peptidyl-methionine modification. Gene Ontology annotation, molecular function: peptide deformylase activity. Gene Ontology annotation, cellular component: mitochondrion. The transcript has 2 exons.